CAUUGGGCAGCAACAUAUGGUAUCAUAGUGGUGGCUGACCUUCUCAUCCAUGGCUGCCUUUACCUCCUCUCUACUAAGGAGUGCCGUAACCAUCGGAGCUUUAGCCCCUUUGAAUCCAUUGAAGCAACGGAAUCCCUUUCGUCUAAUUCACUCAAAUUUCAAUCUUUCUACUCGCCAAUGUACUCGCAGAGCCAUAUCUAGUGUGAGAGCAACACAUGAUGAAGAAGCUUCUGCUAAAGCAGCUGCAACUGAAGCCAAUAGUGGAGCUCCAACCAUAUUUGACAAGAUAAUUUCAAAAGAGAUCCCUUCUUCAAUUGUGUAUGAAGAUGAAAAAGUUCUUGCAUUUCGUGAUAUUAAUCCUCAAGCACCUGUUCAUGUUUUAGUAAUCCCAAAGCUCAGAGAUGGGUUAACAGAGCUUGGAAAGGCUGAAGCAAGACACGAAGAUAUAUUAGGGCAUCUUCUUCACGCAUCAAAAAUAAUAGCAGAAAAAGAAGGAAUCAUUGAUGGAUUUCGUGUAGUCAUCAACAGUGGUGCUACUGCAUGUCAGUCGGUUUACCAUCUUCACUUGCAUGUUCUUGGUGGGAGACAGAUGAAAUGGCCACCUGGCUAAUGUGAGGAUUUAAGUGUUUUAACAAAAUG
Messenger RNA from Lactuca virosa, 639 nucleotides. The record is from the annotation of a GenBank genome assembly. Lineage: Eukaryota; Viridiplantae; Streptophyta; Magnoliopsida; Asterales; Asteraceae.